This is a messenger RNA of Spinacia oleracea (spinach), 1951 nucleotides long. RefSeq names its product probable WRKY transcription factor 3. Gene Ontology annotation, molecular function: DNA-binding transcription factor activity; sequence-specific DNA binding. NCBI's taxonomy places the organism in Eukaryota, Viridiplantae, Streptophyta, Magnoliopsida, Caryophyllales, Amaranthaceae. Bases 212 to 1669 code for a protein of 485 amino acids. The transcript is spliced from 5 exons. Gene Ontology annotation, biological process: regulation of DNA-templated transcription. The record is from RefSeq and is a predicted model, not a curated record.
CCAACAUUUCUCAAUCUCUCUGACAAAAAAGUAAACACCAAAAACCCAAACCCAAUUUUUUUUUUUUAAAAAAAAACCACAACUAAUUUCUCACUCCAAACACGAAACUCUCCUCCAUAAUUUCCCAUUUCUGUUUCUCUUUUUCCCCCUUUUCCCCUGUAUUUUCUCCCUCUGCUUUUUAUUUUUAUUUUCCAUUUUUUUUAUUAAUUAAAUGGAGGAAGAACCAAAACCCCAGAAACAAACUAACCCAGAAAUUAAUUCUGAAAUUAAUAAUAAAACAUCUGAUAAUUCAAAGACUGUAACUUUAGCUUCAUCUUGUUCAAACAGUACUUCUUUCUCUAAGCUCUUACAAGGUGUUGUUAUGGCGGCUAAUUCUACUAUUUCUUCUGACCCUUCUCUUGAUAAUUCUGGCUUUCAGGGACAAUUUGGGAUGUCUCAUCAAGAAGCCUUGGCGAAUGUAACUGCUAAAGCAGCUCAAUCUCAAUCUCAUACUGAAAGGAAACUUCAAUCAUUCUCGGAGGAUAAAGUUGUUGAAGAACAUGAGAUAAAUAAAAUAAACUCCUCGUGCAAUACAGAUGAGUCUCCAGAUGAUGUUCCAAGGACACCUACAUCAGACGUCUAUAGCUGGAGGAAGUAUGGCCAAAAACAGGUCAAAGGUUCUGGAAGCUCUAGAAGCUAUUAUCGGUGCACUCAUCUCUCAUGCAGUGCCAAAAAGAAGGUUCAACAUUUGGACAAAUCUGGAAAAAUUAUCGAUGUUGUUUACAAAGAUGAUCAUAAUCAUGAACCUCCUCAAAUUCUUAAGGCUUCCACCCGAAAGAAGGAUUCAGCACCACGUGCCUUGAAUAUUGCUAGUGUACAAAAUUCCGAUUCUCCUCAUUCGCUUACAUGUGAGAGUGAAGUUAAGCCGUUAGUAGUACUGUUGCCUCUUGAAUGCCCGGGUAAUAACCUGAAAAGUGCAGCUGGAACACCAUCAAGCGAUGUUGAGGAGCAACAUACUAAGACAGUUGAUACUACUCCAAGACCCGAGAGUGAGCUUGCAAUAGUGCCAGUAGUAGAAGAGCAUAGUGAGGUGAGAUCUGGUAAUACUAGUGAACGUGCCAUGAUUGAUCCCAUGAAAGAGCUUGAUGUUGCCCCGUUAAAGAAACGAAGGAUAAAAGAAAGGGGCAAGGCAUGUUCAGAACCAGUAUACAGAACUUUCAAGGAUCCUAAAAUUGUAAUGCAUGCGGCUGGGGAUGCUGCAGUGUCCAGUGAUGGUUACCGGUGGCGCAAGUAUGGGCAAAAGAUGGUUAAAGGAAAUCCAUAUCCCAGGAGCUAUUACAGAUGCUCAUCUACGGGCUGCCCUGUCCGCAAGCAUGUUGAGAGGGCUACCGAUAAUUCAACAGCAGUGAUAGUAACUUACGAAGGCGAACACGACCAUGAUGUUCCUGUUCCCAAGAGGCAAUAUCAUCACUCCUCACCUAAUGCCACCACGAGUACCACUGCUUCUGGUGCAAACACGGUGUUGGACAAAUCAGAAUCAAAAUCUCCUUGUCAAGCGUCUGAAGAAGAGCGGCCCAAAGAUUUGGAGAGUGGGCCCGGAGAAGAGAAGGGUUCCGAAGCAGGCGGAGAUAAAGUUCUUGAAUCUGCUAGAACGCUUUUGAGCAUCGGGAUUGAACUUAAAUCAUGCUAAACUAUCUACUUUGACAAAUUCUUACAAAUUGUUAACGCUGUUGGUUGUACAUAGUUUGGUUCAUUACUAGUUCUAUAUUGGGCUGGCUAUACAUCUGAGAAAUCGAGUUACAAAUUCGACAGUAUUGUAUCGUUACAUUGUUUCAAAUUGUUCUACUAGGAUAGAGGGAUUACUCAAUAGGAAUCACUAAUAUUUGUUGUCUUUUUGUUAUUUUUUAAAAAAUUAUAAUUGGUGAUGCUAAAAAUUGCUAAGUAAGUUCAUCAUCUAGCUGCUUUUAUGUUA